CGUAUCGAGGGAUCCGUCGAUCGAAAAAAUGAUCUUUUGUGUGGAAGUCUUCUAUUCGCGUUCGAGCUUCAUUUAAAUGUUAAUUGCGGGUCGCGAUCGUUGCCGCUGCCGCAUCAAACCUUCAACAAUCAUGUUGGAAGCUUAAAGGCAGUUCCUUACGACAGCAGACCACAUCGCUGUAUUUGUAUAUUACGUAUACAUAGAAAUGCAUACGAAUAUGGUUAUUAGCGGUGGCGGCGUGUUCACCGGUAUGCUUCUUAUUAAAAGGAAACCGCAAUUUUUACCCGUCUUCAGCGAUCAACAAUGUAUAUUAUUACUAUUCGAAUGUGACGAUCGAUGUCAAUGCGCUGCUCGUACGAUGAUUAUUUAUUGACGCCAACUUCAAAAGAUGUAGUAACUUUUCGGCGUAUAUUUUAACCGCUCUAAUCGUCCUAUUGACACAUGGGAUUUUCUCUUUUAUCCAUUUUUUUCUUUUUUGAAUUUUUUCCCCGUACCUAUCUGUUAAAUUAGUGAGCGUUUACUUUUUUCUUUAUCAAAUCCGUUGUUGUUGUCGGUACCUAAGUGAUUCUUUUCCCUUUGCGUAUUAUUAUUAUUAUAGAAAAAAAAGUGAUGUAGAAUGUUCAAUAUUAUGUAGCCUACGUUCGUCAUUUCUUUUUUUCUCGAGUGGAUUCAAAAGCAUCCUAUAUGGUUGGAAUUCGUAUUUGGGAUACACAUACUACAUACAUACAAAAUGAACGAUCAAGUAAAAUUUUAUUGUGUACGGUGAACAUUGAAUUAAUCGUGUGGUCAUUUGCGGAGUAAUAAUGAAAGAAAUGGGAUCAUCGUCGCAUUACUGGUCAGACUUGCAAAACCUUCUCGUAGUGUAUUUCGUACAAUGAAACGCGUAGACAUUUUAUAAUUUAAUAGUGCGAACUUUCGAAUUGAGACAUUUUCCUCGCUUAGAGGCUAUGUUUACGGAUACGUUUUUAAAGAACAUUAAUUGUUUUAUGAAUUCUUUCGAAACGGUGGUUAAAAUGGCGUUCUUACAAAUACCGCACUCUGAAUGCCCCGAGAAAAACAGCAAAGAUCCGCCCUUAUAAGUGCACCCCCUUUUUUUUUUUAGCACGGGACGCACCCGAGUGCCCGUGUAAGUUUUUAUAUUGUUUUUUUUCUGCUUCUUUCAUUGUUUAUUUGUUUUGUUUUUAUUUUUUAUCGUAUAUAAUUCGAGUUAUUUUUUAUCGUAAUUCGGACACCCACCCCCUACCUUUUUUUCUGUUUUGUUUUGUGCCAUAAUCAUCAUUCGGUUUUCGUGUUAUAAUUUGUGUGCCAUACUAUCUUAUUGUUUUUUGCCGAAAUUAAUCUCGAGUAUUAAUGUACCGUUGACAAAUAACGCAAUGGAUGUAGCGCAGCCAUAUCUUCCGAAUUCAUGUUCUUGGACAUCAUGGUGUACCUCUGACAAUAGCAUCUCAACAAGAAGAAAACGAAUACGACUGGAUAACACAGAUCAUAAUAAUAGCUCGGUGAAAUAUGCAACUGAAACCGAACAAGCAUGGUCGGGCGUUGAUGAAUUAACCGGCGAACUUCCAGCGGUACAAUUGAAUAAUUUGGGAGUUGAAAUGCAGCAAGAUUAUAAUAUCGGCGACGAAUUUUUGGUAUUUGAUUCAUUUAAUAAUUUUAAACAAGAAAUUCCAUCGCCGCCGAAUACCGCUGAAAAUCACAUACUUCGACAGUAUUCGCCGAUAGAUAAUGUACACAAUAAUAAAAAAUACGGCAACUCGGAUCAAAACGAGAGAGAUUUUUCUCCUCGAAAGUUACCCUCAUCGGCAUCAUCUUCUCCCCCAUCUUGUUAUUCCACAUCCUGCAAUAAUGCCAGUGAUGUAAAACAACACAAUGAUUGCCAAGUAUACAACAAAGAAAAUAAUAGUAAUAAUUAUUGUAGAGAACACAUUAAUACUUCAAAUACCGUUGCAACAUGUCCAUCUUCUCCAGAUGCUUUGGAUGAUUCAUUUAGAUUUCAGUAUGUUCUUUGCGCCGCUACAUCCAUUGCAAUGAAAAUAAAUGAGGAAACGUUGACGUAUUUGAAUCAAGGGCAACCUUAUGAAAUCAAGUUGAAAAAAUUAGGAGAUUUAACACAAUUGAGAGGCAAAGUUUUUAAGAGUGUUAUCCGCGUUCUAUUCCACGAUCGCCGAUUGCAAUACAUGGAAAAGCAGCAAAUGAGCGCUUGGCAAGCGUCAAGACCCGGUGAUAAAAUUCUACAAUUGGAUUUACCUCUAUCGUACGGUAUCUUUGACCAUUUUCAAGAUCCCAAUGCUCUAAACGCCGUUCAAUUCUUAUGGGAUCCUACCAAAGAAGUCGGCGUUUAUAUUAAAGUCAACUGCAUCAGUACCGAGUUUACAGCCAAGAAACAUGGCGGAGAAAAAGGUGUACCGUUUCGUUUACAAAUUGAAACUUAUACGCAUGAAAAAAAUCCACGAAGUUUGCACAUGGCUUCGUGCCAAAUAAAAGUAUUCAAGCUCAAAGGCGCCGACCGUAAACAUAAACAAGAUCGUGAAAAGAUCAUGAAAAAAUCACCCAUCGAAAGGGAAAACUAUCAGAAUUCCUACGAAUGCACAGUAUUCACGGAUAUGUGUCCCAGUGGUGAUCCACUUUCCCCAUGCGUUACCGCCAAUAGCUCUGUUACUAGUUCACCAGGAAAUACAGAUUCCGAUGGUGGACCGAAUAAUGGACUUUCAACUUUCGAUUACGAUUCAAAUUUGAACGAUACCAUUGGCGCUGAUACUUUGCCACAGAGUUCAAAUAUCACCUUAUCACGCGAGUCAUCCAUAUUAGAUAUGCAGCAGUGGCUGCGAUACAACAGAUUUGGGUCUUAUAUUCAUCUAUUCGAAAACUACACAGUUUCCGAUAUGCUUUCCAUGUCGAGGGAUGAUUUUAUUCAAAUUUGUGGCGUACCAGACGGGAUCAGAUUGUUCAAUUCUUUGCCAAUCGUAUCCAAGCUAACCAUGUAUAUAUCGACUGAAAACAACUCAAAUAUUUAUCAUCCUGCGUACUUGAAAAGUCUAACUUGUCAAGAGCUCAUUAAUAAGGUUGCUCCGCUUAUUGGACUUCAGGCUUCGCAAAUACACAGCGCUUUCCUUCUAGGACCUCAUAAUAGUCAAAUAAUCAUUACCGACGACCUGGUACGAAAUAUUAAAGAAGAGACGUUGUUCUUUGCUGAAAUUUACAAAAAUCCGAAUAACAGCAGCGCUGUUAAAAAACUGUUUUUAAAACCUGUAACGCCUUCGAGUAGCAUUCCUUCUCAUUAAGAGAGAGCUUCAGACGAAAAAAAAAUUUGAGAGCUUUCCUUCUGUUUAUAGUUAAUAAUGUAUUUACGAAUAAACGUAUUAUAAAUAGUAUUUUAUGAUUGUAUUAUGACCAUGAUCUUGUAUUUAUUCGUAUUAUUUUCUCUUUGUAAUUAAUGGAUUAAUUUUCAGCAUUUUUUUUCUCGGUAUUAAGGGCUAGGUAAAAGUUAUAGAUACGUUCAAAUAGCUUGUUUUUGCGGCAUCUUUGCGACGACGCGACGUGACACCUCGUUUACAGGAUGUAAAUUUCUGCUCUUUUUGGCCGAGUCUUCUUAUUAAUUCAACUGAUCAUUUAGAUUGUUGUGAUGGUCUUGGUUCAUUCCCCUUUCCUUUCUCGUUCAUUGUAGCUCAGCAGGUUGGAUUUUCGCAACAGUCAUCAAAAAACUAGUGCAUUUUUAAAUGAAAAAUUCUAAUUUUAAGCUAUUUUUUAAAAGUAGUAUAUGUUUUAUUUUCGUACUUAUGUUACGUUAGUUAUGUUUCAUUUCAUUACAUACAAUUUAUUUACAUAA
Molecule: messenger RNA, 3826 nt
Organism: Planococcus citri (citrus mealybug)
Lineage: Eukaryota; Metazoa; Arthropoda; Insecta; Hemiptera; Pseudococcidae
Gene: gem
Product: gemini
Exons: 15
Coding region: 1374-3281 (635 amino acids)
Biological process (GO): regulation of transcription by RNA polymerase II
Cellular component (GO): nucleus
Molecular function (GO): RNA polymerase II cis-regulatory region sequence-specific DNA binding; DNA-binding transcription activator activity, RNA polymerase II-specific
Source: RefSeq, a predicted model, not a curated record